UAGCAACAUCAGUGUUAGAAAACUAAUAUCUGUACUCUGUUCUAUAAGAUCAGAAUAAAUUAAUAUUUGCAAAAUUUGUACUUUUUGUGGAUAAUGACUGAUUGUUUUAAGUAAUCAAUAUAUGCAUUACUAUUAUUCUUUCGUUUUUGCUCCUGAUAAAGUCGUAAAUUUGUGUACUUUGUGAGUUAUUUUAGUAAUCAGUGACAUUAGAGUGAAGUGCCUAAUUUGAACAUGGAGGCUAUAGCAAAACACGAUUUCACUGCUACUGCGGAUGAUGAACUCAGUUUCAGGAAAAACCAGGUUCUCAAAAUACUUAAUAUGGAGGAUGAUAUGAAUUGGUAUAGAGCUGAAUUAGAUGGAAAGGAGGGUCUUAUUCCUAGUAAUUACAUCCAAAUGAAAAAUCACAGUUGGUAUUAUGGUAGGAUAACAAGAGCAGAUGCUGAAAAGCUUUUAGCAAAUAAACCAGAAGGAGGAUUCCUAAUAAGGAUUAGCCAAUCAAGUCCAGGAGAUUUUUCAUUAUCAGUCAAAUGUCCCGAUGGUGUACAACAUUUCAAAGUACUAAGGGACGCGUCAAGCAAAUUCUUCCUAUGGGUUGUGAAGUUCAACUCGCUCAAUGAAUUAGUCGACUACCAUCGCACCGCCUCAGUCAGCCGCCUGCAAGACGUCAAACUCAGAGAUGUUGUGCCUGAAGAGAUGCUGGUACAGGCGCUGUACGACUUCACACCCCAAGAGGCUGGCGAGUUGGAGUUCAGACGGGGUGAUGUCAUCACUGUACUUGACCGCUCAGACCAGCACUGGUGGCAGGGCGAGAUUGCUCACCGGCGCGGCCUUUUCCCUGCGUCGUAUGUGACGGCAUAUCACUCAUAGCUCACCGACCAACAAACGCUCCGCCUCCCCAUACCCAUAAUGCUCGCGCCACCUUCGCUGUAAACAUUUUAAAAUGUUGAUCCCGCAAACGAUAGUAAAAUCGCACGAAAUACAUGGUCCAUACAAACUAAUACAAUUGCGUUUGAUUGGCUAUGUGACUAUGCGAUUUUAAAUUAUAUCGCUUGCGGGAAAAAUGGCAUCAUCCUUCACACUAAAUGCAUGCCGUCUUUCUCUAGCAUUACCCGCUAGAAAGAGACGUCUAUACUAUAUCCCAUUUCGGAAAUAUCCACCAACGAAGCGUCACAGCAGCUUUUAUAUUUUACCGGAUCUUAAAUGAUAUUUCUAUUUAUAAUAACGUUUUAUAAGUUAAUUAUUCGUAGAUUUUUAUCGGUUUACCAUAAUAUAGACUAUUGGUUUUACACAAUUAUCAAAGGAAAUAAUUUUGGUAGUUCGACUUGCGACGCUUCGGUACUAAGCUUGUAUGUCCUUACAUAAUUCUUCAUGCAGUGACAAGCAACUGGUUGUAAUUAAUUCACCGCACAUUGCUAGUUAUGGAAUGCAUAAUGUCACUUUCUAUUAUUUAAAGUCGUAUAUGAUUUGUACAAAUAUAUAAAGAACUAGCAAUGUUAAAUGAUACUAAAUAUUACCAGAAGUAUAUUUUAUUUGGUUUAAUUAAAACACUUUGGAGUGCGGAGUUUGAAUUACAAGCUCCAAAUCUGUUAGGCAGAGUAAUUUUUAUUUAAAUUUUAGAUUUACAUUUUAACAUGUUUUUUUUAUUAUUAAACACUAACAGAUAAGUUCGAUCAGUUGCUUGUACUAUCGUCCCAUCUUGCUAAUGUAAACCCGUUAAAUCAAUCUUUAUAUUUACACAAUGGUCCUUCGAGCCGGAUUGCACAAAAUGAAUGAAAAUCGAUAAGCCAAGUGGAAGUAAAAAGAUUGAUUACUCAUGAUUCAGUACAUUAUCAUUCUCAUCAUCUUAAUCACCAAGCGAGUCUUCUAGGCGGAGGGCGUUGUUGAAAUAUAUAAAAAUGGCGUUGAAACCCAAUUCUGGGGCUGUGUGAUUGGCGAAUGACAACGUGGACACUAGAAAUACACGGACUUAAAUUUUAAUGUUGCUAAAUUGCUUUUAGCCUAUUUGUAUUAAAUGUAUGUUAAAUGAUAUAAUAAGGCCUCGUGGGAUUUGUGUGUAUUUCUAGUGCUAUGGCAUGUGCGUUAGAUUAAAUUUAUGGGAAUGUAACUCGCUCCUAUAAAGGUUGAAUUUGAAUUUGACGUUGAGCCAAACUCUUCAAUAUUUAUCAAAAUAUUGUACAUCAAAGUUUUAUAGGCAGACUUGAAAUUUGAUUUUUUGUCUCUUUUUAACAGAGCGUUAACUCAAUUUGAGAGAAAGAGACGAUUAGUUAUGAGAGACUUAUGGCAUAGGUUAAAUUGAUUUCCGUUUUGAUGAAUAUUUAAGUUUUUGGCUAUCGUAGGAAUUAUAACAAAAUUUUCAAAUAUAAUUUCUGUCAUAUGGUAGGAGCGAGAGAAUUGGAUUUUAUUAUCAGAGCUUGUAAAUAGCGGUUUAUAUUAUCAAGCUGUCUUAUUUGAUGUUUUAUGGUGCUUCAUCUCAUAGUUUCGCAAUUUGUCGGCGUUAAUAUCAAAAUUUCUGGUAGUACAAAAUUUUUUUUACGAAUUUAUCUCGUCACAUCUAGGAACGACCGAUCGGUUAGAUUCGACAGUCAUUAGUAAUAAUGCGUCCGCUUACGUGCCAGAAUAUUAUUUUAGUUUUUGAAAUAUAUAUGCUUAGUAAUAGUGCGUGGGAUCAAUGUUUUGAAUUGUUCCGCUGAAUUCAUUGUGAUUAUCCCCUUGACGAUAUGGGCCUUAGAAAAAGGGAAUCGAUGUAUUUGUAGAGCGCUGUCUCUUUCGCACAUGUUGUUCGUCAGUAUGUGGGAGAGAGACAGUGCUCUAUAAAAGUGGAAUCGAUGUAUUUGUAGAGCGCUGUCUCUUUCGCACACGUGGUUCGUCUGUAUGUGGGAGAGAGACAGUGCUCUAUAAGAGUGGAAUCGAUGUAUUUGUAGAGCGCUGUCUCUUUCGCACACGUGGUUCGUCUGUAUGUGGGAGAGAGACAGUGCUAAGAGUGUUUCUAAAUGUUGAGUAUGACCAUUAUCCCGAUAUAGCGUAAUGCUCCUGGAAUAUUUACCACUCUACAUUAGUUAGGUAAGUUCGCGGUUUUUACUUUGAUAAAGGUAUACAAAUAAUAAUCCAGUUUAGUAUUAGGAAAGGUUUUCUGUCUGAAGCUUCCCUUAGCUUAGGCCGCGGCGGGUUUGUUUCGCACAAAUUUGUCCAUAUUAUUCGUGUGCCCGGUUUUAUAUGAGUGGACUUUUUGAUGUACAGCGAGCGUUUUGAACGAGUUUUUAUAUUGCAUCGCGCUUUUAGCUUUCGAUGUACGACGACCGUUACCCGUUAGUGUUAUCUAUAAGUAAUAUCAAUUAAUAUUUCAAAUUUUAACCUAAAUAUAAAUUUUAACUAAGACGCUGUAGUCAUAGGGACUACAGUAAUGAAUACGGCGUGUAUGACGUGGCAUUCGUGCUACUGUACUUAGUUAGCGUAUGUAGUCAAGACUUUGAAAAAUUAAUAACUUUGAGAGCUCGUUAAUCCAAUGUAGAUAUUUUAUUUUUGUUAUCGUAAUGUACCCGAAAUUAAUAUUUAUCGAGAUUGAUAGAAUUUUAGAGAUGUGUCACCACGGCGUAAAUGUUAGAAUUUCUCCUAAAUAAAUCGAUGUAAUCCUAAAUGUUCUAUUUAAUUGUUUUGUAAAAGCGGUGUAAGCCAUCGUAAAACGCUAAACAAUAUUAUAUAAUAUUGUGCUUCUCGCUGUAGACGUAAGAUGACAUGUUUUAAUAAAUCGGAAGUGCUCUAAUCUAUGAUAAUCAAAUAUUUAAAUAAUUAAGUUAUGAUUCUCCAAUAUUGUGGAAGAUGUAUAAUAUUUUUUACUAAUAAAUUUAAUAUUGUA
Messenger RNA from Pieris rapae (cabbage white), 3853 nucleotides. RefSeq names its product growth factor receptor-bound protein 2 (gene drk). The transcript is spliced from 6 exons. The record is from RefSeq and is a predicted model, not a curated record. Gene Ontology annotation, molecular function: protein binding. NCBI's taxonomy places the organism in Eukaryota, Metazoa, Arthropoda, Insecta, Lepidoptera, Pieridae. The coding region runs from base 232 to 867 and encodes 211 amino acids.